CCAGAGUCCCCGCCUGCAGUUUAAACGGGGAAAAAAUGGCGGGGGCUUUUGAGCCAGUGAUCCGCACCCCGCGGCUGGACGAAGCGUUAGCAGCGAGCACAAACAGCCAGGCCUCGGUCCCCACCGCUCCCCGAGAGGAUUUCCGAGUGCGCUGCACCUCGAAGCGGGCCAUGACGGAAAUCCUAGCACUGUGCCGCCGCUUCGUGCAAAACCUCGGGGACGCGUUGCCGGAGGAGAUUCGGGAGGCCGCGCUGCGGGACGUGCAGUGGACUUUUGAAAGAGCUGUGCAAGAGAAUGUGAGCAUUAAUGGGCAAGCUUGGCAGGAAGCUUCAGAUAACAGUUUGAUGGAUUCUGACAUCAAAGUACUUGAAGAUCAAUUUGAUGAAAUCAUAGUAGAUAUAGCGACAAAACGUAAGCAGUAUCCCAGAAAGAUCCUUGAGUGUGUUAUCAAAACCCUAAAAGCACAACACGAAAUUCUGAAGCAGUACCGCCCUGUUGUACAUCCAUUGGACUUAACAUGUGACCCUGAUCCAGCUUCUUGUAUGGAAAAUUUGAAAUGCAGAGGAGAAACCAUAGCUGAGGAGAUCAGUGAAGCCAUGAAGACUUUGCCAGUAUUGAUUGAACAAGCUGAUGGAUUUUCCCAAGUUUUAAGGAUGCAGCCUAUUAUCCAGCUCCAGAGGAUACACCAGGAAGUCUUUUCCAGUGGUGAUGGGAAACCAGAUGCUACACCGGAGAGCUCCAUAACACAGAUAGAAACCACACCCACAGAGACUGCUCCCAGGCCAGCCUCUGACGUGGUGCUGAAAAGAAGGCGGCCAUCAGACUGCCCCCAGAGAAGGCGGUACCCACUGCGGCCCAAGAGGAUUAACCUGCACACAUAAGCCUCCUUGCUCAUUUGGAGAGCUGAAAAUAGGAUCUGUCAGCAUUUACGUUACAGCCUAAAUACCUAGACAGGGCUUCAUUUAAAACAUUUAAAUAACUCAUAAAAAUACAGUAACUCUGUGCUAGGGUAUGAUGUAAUAUAUUUUUUUUUCCUCAUCAUUUGAUCUGCAAUAGAUGAGUAGUAUUUUUUAAUUAACAUUUUAAAAAAUAUUGGCACGAAGCCCAUCAUUGGACAUUAAAUGCGAAUUGUUACUGUCCUUAAAUGCCAUCAACUCUUGGCUGCUCUGCAGCUUUUGUGAAAUUCCAUGAGAAGAGUAUUCUGCUGGAUUUCCUGAUAGACAUCUUUCUUUCUGUAAAGAGGGGAGGCUGCAUAAUAGUUAUUUAGUGCUGAAAACUAAUCAGUUCUAUACAACAGCAAAUGCUUUUUUUUAGAUGCAGCUGUUUUGUUUGUUUAUGGUGCUGGGUUUUGAACCCAGGGUCUUGGGCAUGUCAGGCAUGACCUCUACCACUGAGCUACAUAAGCUCCCAUCCCUAGGUGCAGUUUAUCAAACUAAUACACAGAUGCCAAGGCUGGCUUUGGCUUUGUUAUUCUAAAUUCAGCUAAUUUGCAUUUGUGGGGUUAAUUUUAAUUUGGAGUAUUUUUGUUUUUUGGUAAGACAAGACAACUAUUAUUUGUACAAGAUUUUUUUUUUAAGAAUUACUCUGAAACGUAGGUGCGUAGUCAGUGUCUCUUGCCUACACUUGUUUUUCAUGGACCUUUUAACAUAAGCUGACAUGGAGCUAGUAAUUUCUUUCUAGGAGUCUUUCAUUUCUUUCUAGGUAGGUCCUUCCACUUGAAAGUAUUUAUCAGGUUGAUACACAGCAGACUGUCAUUGUGCAACAAAUGCAAUCAUUCUGGACUGUUUCAUGUUUAAGGAUGUUUAUAUAUCAAAUGUAUAAUCAUUGAUAAAGGCCCCCAAAAGCUGUAUUACCUACACUUUGGACCUUUAGCUACAGAUUCUGAUAGUCACAUUGUGUUACACUGUACAGUGUAGGCAAGACACCUGAUUUACCAGUUGUUUCCCCUUUUGAUGCCUAUAAUGCCUCAUCCAUUUUCAGAAGAAUUUGCUAAUCAUGACUAAAAAUGUGUCCAUCUCUGGCUUAUUAUGUCUGAAGAAUCAUGUAUGUCUGUAUUUGUCUACUCAGUCUCACUGAAGAAAACUUGCCAUGCCACUUUAUUACCCUCUUGCAUUUUAUAUUUUAAUGUUACAUUUCAGAUUUGUAUAUUUGUAUAUAGUACUGUUCUUUUUUGUAUUAAAAUAAUGUACAGAGACUAAAAUCUUGGAACUGUG
Chinchilla lanigera (long-tailed chinchilla) is the source of this 2213-nucleotide messenger RNA. RefSeq names its product NSL1, MIS12 kinetochore complex component (gene Nsl1). The transcript has 6 exons. Gene Ontology annotation, cellular component: kinetochore; MIS12/MIND type complex. The coding region runs from base 36 to 881 and encodes 281 amino acids. NCBI's taxonomy places the organism in Eukaryota, Metazoa, Chordata, Mammalia, Rodentia, Chinchillidae. The record is from RefSeq and is a predicted model, not a curated record. Gene Ontology annotation, biological process: mitotic sister chromatid segregation.